AUGGGUAGUGGAGGUUGGUUAUUGCCUGGAGGGAGACACUCGAUUACGGUUCUGCUCAAGAAUGCGCUGCCUCAAGACAUGACACUUGAUUCGUCCUCUUCUGAUGAUUUUAAAUGGCGUAACACUCAGCAUGGAACACCAACUGAUUUUUUCUGCCUCAAAGACAUGGUUGACUUUGAAUCCUCCAGGGCAAACAGUUUUUUGGUCCAGGUCUGCUUGGUUCCUGUAGAACAUCCCAAAACAGUCUUUCAUUUGAUCUAUUCCUGGAAAGUGUUGUAG
This is a messenger RNA of Arabis nemorensis, 279 nucleotides long. The record is from the annotation of a GenBank genome assembly. NCBI's taxonomy places the organism in Eukaryota, Viridiplantae, Streptophyta, Magnoliopsida, Brassicales, Brassicaceae.